GUCGCCAGCGAGAGGUGGCGAGGGAAGGUUGUGGAGCGGAGCGGCGAGGCAGUGCAGCAGGGCAGCGCGGCGAGCGAGGCGAACGCCGGCACACCAUAUCAAUGUUGUUGUUGCUCUUGUGAUAUUAAGGCGCCCGUCUUUUUGUUGUUCACCGGACUCCCCCGUCUCAGAAUUGUUGUUGUUGAGUGCUUUAUUGAGAGAGACCGGGCUGUCUGGUGGCCGAGGCCCUACCGGCGUCAAGACUAGUCAAGACUAGCCGGCACUACCGGCGACGUGUGAUUCUGUUUUGAGUGCGAAGCGUUUGACUGUUUUGCGUGUUGUUAGAUUUUAUUUCCCACGGAGGGGAAAGUGACUGUUAUAAACUGCGAGUACAAAUGAUAGUGUAAGAGAGACGGUGCGCGUGUCGCGUGUCAUGUCCCGACGCCGGCCGAACAACCCCCAGCUGUUCCCGCCCCUGCAACCACUGCCGCCGCCACAGCCGGCACAGCCGCCGCCACAGCCGGCCGCUCAGCUGCAGCCCCCGAUGCAGCACAUGCACCACGACAGGAUGGAGGCCCGCGUGCCGCGCUGCUGCGCGCCCACCGAGUGCGUGCGCGUCUUCACCAGCAACAACAACGGCAAGGAGGCCCUGAUCCACGACCUGCGCGACGCCGUGCGCGUCGUGUGCAACAAUGACACCUGCACCUUCGGCGAGUACAUGCACCGCGAGUGCUUCGACCAGUUCGAGCAGAGCGUGCUGACGUACCUCAAGUCGUGCGGCCGGGCGCGGUCGUGGUCGGAGCGGCAGCGCUGCCAGAACCUGUGGACGAAGAAGGGGUACGACUUGGCCUUCAAGGCGUGCGGCUGCCGCUGCGGCCGCGGCCACCUCCGCAAGGACCUGGACUGGACGCCGCCCGCCGCGACGCCCCAACGCGAGGAAGAGGCCGCCGGCAAGAAGAAGAAGCGCCGCAACAAGAACAACGCCCGGCCCGUGCUCACGCUCAACAGCGUGCCCCACUACGCCGCCAAGAACGACCCCAACAACAACUUCGGCGGCGAGGCGCGCGGCCGCGCCGGCUCCCUGUCCUCCGGCUCCACGGGGUCCUCCUCGCCACCCGCCAACGGCAUCCUGGCCACCGGCCUGCAGACACCCGGCCUCACCCUGCCCGGCCAGCCCCACGGCGGCGCCAUCAGCCGGCCCCGCAAGGUGGCCAACAAGGGCGAGGUGUACGCCGAACGGAAUGGCGCUGGAGGCAACGGCAUCUUCGCCAGGCGGCUCGACUUCAGCUCCUUCAACGUGCUGCCCAGGAUCAGGCUCAACUCGUACCACAUCAAGGUGACUAAUACCUUAGCACCAGUUGCUAAUAUUCUUAGCAGGCACAUAUUAGCUAGGUAG
Molecule: messenger RNA, 1375 nt
Organism: Thrips palmi
Lineage: Eukaryota; Metazoa; Arthropoda; Insecta; Thysanoptera; Thripidae
Product: headcase protein-like
Exons: 3
Coding region: 413-1375 (320 amino acids)
Source: RefSeq, a predicted model, not a curated record